Thermochaetoides thermophila DSM 1495 is the source of this 327-nucleotide messenger RNA. RefSeq lists its product as uncharacterized. Lineage: Eukaryota; Fungi; Ascomycota; Sordariomycetes; Sordariales; Chaetomiaceae. Bases 1 to 327 code for a protein of 108 amino acids. The record is from RefSeq and is a predicted model, not a curated record. The transcript has a single exon.
AUGUCGGACAUACUCGAAGCAAUCAAAGACAUUCUCAUACCUCGGCGGCGCUCCCAAGCGACCGCCGAGACAUACGACGCGCAGAGGCGAGGCCCCUUUGCGGACCCGAACUUGACCAGCCAAGACACGCAGCAAGUCCGUGCCGCGCAAGCAACGGGGAACCAGACCGCAGAGAGACCGCAAGCACAGUCAAGAAGGGGCACUCGCACCAGUAGCGUCGACUCGACGUCCGAGUAUUCGCAGCCGAGUUAUCCUGAAGUGGGAGAGUAUGCGGGGACAACUACAAAGCCUGUACACAAGGAGGGAGGGAAGUAUGGAUUAUCGUGA